Molecule: messenger RNA, 1249 nt
Organism: Plodia interpunctella (Indianmeal moth)
Lineage: Eukaryota; Metazoa; Arthropoda; Insecta; Lepidoptera; Pyralidae
Gene: mRpL20
Product: large ribosomal subunit protein bL20m-like
Exons: 7
Coding region: 123-1007 (294 amino acids)
Biological process (GO): ribosomal large subunit assembly; translation
Cellular component (GO): membrane; mitochondrial ribosome
Molecular function (GO): structural constituent of ribosome; rRNA binding
Source: RefSeq, a predicted model, not a curated record
AUGUAAUCCCGCGGAGAUGACCAGAUUGACAGAUAGAAAAGUUUUUGAUUAACGCGUAAAUUUGCUUAUUUAUUAUAUAAAAGCAUUUCUUUUGGAAAAAGAUAUUUUAAAGUGCUUAUACAAUGAAGAAUCAUCCUUUUAUUGUGUGGUCCAUGUGUUUUUUAUGGUUUAUGGCAAUUUUCUCUAUAACUUGGUCAUUGGUGUUGUUUUGUGGUUUGGGCGAUAUGCUGAUUUUAACAGGAUUAGAUUUGGUCAACUCCUUUGUAUUGCUAUCUGGAAUGAUAAUGGUACCAAUGAAUAUACAAUUACUUUACUAUAUUGCACAUGGAAAGAGAGUAAGUCGUGACUCUAAUGUGAUGUGCUGUCCAUUGUGGUUAUGUGUUAUAUGGAUAAUAUUGAUAGAUGUUGCUGCAGUUAUUUUGUGCAUCAAACGACUUGUUUGGUGCCGUAUAAAUACGCAAAGUUUUAUACAAGAUAGCAUGAAGUAUUACAGAUCAUUCCCAAAAUAUAAAAGGUUUAUGGAUAAUAUUCAAUGGACAUUAAAAUGUUGUGGGCUUGGGUCUUUUAGAGAUUGGUUUUCUUAUGACUGGUACGAUAAAAUACGUGAUUAUGAGUGGGAUCCAAGUUCGAGUAGUCAUAGACAAACUAAAGAGACAUCGUUAUUGGCAACGGAUAGUGUUCCUUUAAGUUGCUGUAAAAGUGGUUCCUGCAUAUCGAACUAUUUAAUGGAAUUGGGAACAAACUCCAUAAAUAUUCGCGGCUGCGGCGAUAAUUUACACAGAGUCGUUUCGAUUCUUUUGAUGACUCAUAUUAUUUUAUUCGUUUUGGUCAUAAUAGAUGAGAUAUUGAUAUUAAGAUUUAUUAUGCAACAAGAUAGACCAUGUACUAACCCAAAUAUCAAACGUAAAUUUUCAACGGACGUUAGACAAAUAAUGACUGCAAAGAAUAAUUUUGAGGCUUCUAGUCGAUCAACUCAAAUAAAUCCGGACGAUAGUGAUGAAGACUAAUUGAAAAAGGGUACUUUAAAAAAGUACCUACUUCCUAACAUCUUCCUAAGUACAUAUCUAUAGGUACUUUCUAACUUACGAAGUUUAUACACUACACGACCUACUCUAAAUUUAGAAAUUCACGUAUAUAAUGGUUUUUUUGUCAAUUACGAACAUGGUACGCUGUCGAGGUCCUGAUGAGUUUUGGAGAAAAAGAAAAAUCUUCAGAUUAGCUGCACAUUACAUCGGCCGUCGGAGAAACU